Opisthorchis viverrini is the source of this 180-nucleotide messenger RNA. RefSeq lists its product as hypothetical. The record is from RefSeq and is a predicted model, not a curated record. Lineage: Eukaryota; Metazoa; Platyhelminthes; Trematoda; Opisthorchiida; Opisthorchiidae. The transcript has 2 exons. Bases 1 to 180 code for a protein of 59 amino acids.
AUGAAACCGACAGAAUAUUGGGCACGCAAUGCUUCUCGGGAUAAGCCUAAAUCGACCGGCGAGACAGUCCUGUCCAGUGUUGACGAGAAACUAACUCGACUACAGAAGGUUGGUAUUCUCCAAAUGACCAACUACUUGGUGUGGACUGCAUCGAUGAAAGUGUUCAUGAACACUAAUUGA